Molecule: messenger RNA, 942 nt
Organism: Elgaria multicarinata webbii
Lineage: Eukaryota; Metazoa; Chordata; Lepidosauria; Squamata; Anguidae
Product: zinc finger protein 250-like
Exons: 3
Coding region: 2-790 (262 amino acids)
Biological process (GO): regulation of transcription by RNA polymerase II
Cellular component (GO): nucleus
Molecular function (GO): DNA-binding transcription factor activity, RNA polymerase II-specific; RNA polymerase II cis-regulatory region sequence-specific DNA binding
Source: RefSeq, a predicted model, not a curated record
CAUGGGCUUGAACGUUGUCAUUGUUGAUCCAGAUUUUCAGGAGACCAAGAAAACGGAGCAAUUUGCAGGUGACGCAAUGAAGACCAAGAUCAAGGAGGAGCCGAUUCAGCCGCAAGAGCCUUCCUCGGAAGCGACCGAGACUUUAGCGAGACGACCUCAGGAGACCGUGUCUUCUUCACGAGAAGUGUUGAGCCUUGGCUGUCUUUCCUUCUCUUCUGCCAACAAUCAAAAGGUUUUUGUGAAGGCAGAAGGUCAGCCGGGAUACCCUGCCCGUGGACGGUCCCUGGGAAGAGCGGAGCAGAACGGGGGGUCCCGGGGGAGCCGCUUGAUGGGGGAAAGAGAAGAGGUCUGGUUCGGUUUCGGGAAGACCUUCCGGUGGAAAUCCUACCUCAUCCCGCGCGAAAGGCCCGCCCCGGUGGCGAAACUCUACCAGUGUUCGGUCUGCCGGAAAAGCUACAGCACGCGGUCCAUCCUGGCGACGCACGGGCGGAUCCACACGGGCGAGAAGCCCUUCCGGUGCUCCUACUGCGGGAGGACCUUCACCCAGCGGGUCCAUGCCGAGAACCACGAGAGGGUCCACACGGGCGAGAGGCCGUACGGGUGCGCCAAGUGCGGGCGGACCUUCGGCCACCGCUCCAGCCUGGCAGCCCACGAGAGGAGCCACGCGACAGACGGGCCGCUGCCUUGCUGCGUGUGCGGGAAGACCUUCGACGAGCGAGCGAGCCUCACGAAGCACCACAGGAUCCACGGUCCCCGGAACGACUGCCUCUGUCCCAAGCUCAGCAGGUGACCCUUGCGGAAGGUCGCUGUGAAUCAACCGUCGGCUUGCGGCACGGAAACUGAGAAUGUCGUGGGCGCUCUUGCAAAAUGGCUGCCACGCGUUUCGCCCAUUCGCCAAACGGCAGAAGCGGGAUCUGAGCUUCUAAGGCCACUCUUUUUGCA